Molecule: messenger RNA, 1491 nt
Organism: Symbiodinium pilosum
Lineage: Eukaryota; Dinophyceae; Suessiales; Symbiodiniaceae
Source: the annotation of a GenBank genome assembly
AUGUGCCACUGGCGUGAGAGUAUAACUGAGGCAGCGAGCCAGGAGGUCGUGCAGCAAGCUCUUGCCGAACAUGUAGAUUCCAACCAGGCCGCAUUCCGUCUCUGGUCUUCACAGCACAAGAGCACUCGCCAGGCACAGAACCAGGCUGCUGUUUCACAAGCUUUGGCGGAGCAUGCUGCUUCGGAGGCAGGCACAUGGGUUCCGACAAGUGUGGCAGAAUCAGAACAUAUCUGCACUUCAGCUGGCAAGGAGCCACAUCCUCCAGCCAGCACAGCGACUCCUGAAGCUGCCACUGCAGAACAGUCAGCACAGGACAACGCAGCAGCGCCGGCGCCCGUGGCCGAGAGUGAACGAGCGGUUGCUCAGGCGCUGGCUGACCAUGCACAAGGCGUCCAAACUGGAAGCCAGGACAACUCGGCCCCGGCAGAAGCCAUGACGCAGCCAGCAGAUGCGUCGGCCGGCGUUCCACAAGAUGUUGCGCCAAGCCAUCCGGGGGAUGCUCCUGCUGCUGUUCCGCCGGACGCUCCGCCUCGUGGUGAUGAAGCAGAGGACAGCGCCGAACAGCUGCUCAAGGAUGUGCGGGAUGACAUGGGAGAGCCAUCUCGGGAUCAAGAUGACAUGCAAUACAUGCAUCAUGUCCAAUCUCUGGAUUCUUUCCAGAGCGCAUCCCCCAAGACAAUGAACAGGAGUGUGAGAAGUUCGCCUGGUUUCACCUCGCACUCUUCGGAAGAUCUCAAGAGCAAGCUGCAGUUCUCUAGUAUGACCACAGAUGGGGUCAAGAAGGGUCCGACCUUCAUGCACACAGUUUCCAACUUCAAAACAGGGGCUAGGUGGACCUUCGGGCAAAAAGGGCCGAGCACGUUCAUUGCCAGUAGCAGCACCCCGGCUCCGGGGUCCUACAACAUGAACCAUGGUCAAGGAGGAGGAAGAUACAAGUCGCUGCCAAAGUUCAGCUUUGGUGGAGCCACUCGGUUUGCCGCCGGUGAGGCGCCUUCAAAAAAGCAGCCGGGACCUGGAGCGUACAACCCAAGAGACCCUCUGCUCACGGCAGGUCCAAAGGUGAGCUUUGCAGGUGCCAAUGCUGGGCGCGGCCCUCCCCUGCCCGAGAAUGCUCCUGGACCCGGAGCAUAUGAGCAGAGAAGCAAUCUGGGAAAGUCGAAGAUGUUUACUGCUCGCGGGCGUCAGGCAAGUUCGUACAUGAGGAGCCGGUCACAGCCAGGUCCUGGAGCUUAUGAUCCAAAAGUGGGUGCAGUGCUUAUGGGAAUACCAAAGUGCGGCUUUGGCACUUCGAUACGCAAUGACAUUACAGGGGCGGCAAGAAGCCUGAUGCUACCUGGACCUGGAGCGUACGACAUGCAAAGCGCAAUGUCGGUCGGCAAGAACGGGCCCAAGUACUCUGCGGCCUCCAGGCGUCGGGUCCACGACUUGGACAGCUACGUCACUCCUGGCCCUGGAACCUACAACGCGCACACGACGUCCUUCGUGUACUGA